ACGGUCCCCACUGACUUAAAGCAGCCAACACCACUCACCCAGCAGGGGGAUGUGGAAGAAGCUCCAGAGAAAGAGCUUCAGGAAGUAAAGAAGAGGUCGCACUCUGCGGCAGUAAUGAGCCAUGUCACCCAAAAGCUUAUGGAUCUCUUCCGAUCUGCUCCCCGGGGUAUUCUCGACAUAAAAAAGGUGGCAACCCAACUGGGAGUAGGAAAAAGAAGGGUCCAAGACGUAAUCAAUAUUUUCAGCGAGAUGGGGCUCAUUGAAAGAAGAUCGAAUAACCGUGCUCGCUGGAUCGGCUUUGACCUUAGCAACCAGGACGAAGGGCCCCAGCAGAAGAAGCUGAAGGAAGACAUCUUACAGUUCCAAAUGACCGAAGAAGCUCUGGAUGAAUUGAUUAAGGAUAGUGCUCAGCAGUUGUUGGAGCUAGCCAAUGACAAAGAAAACCAAAGACUAGCCUACCUGACGAUUCAAGACCUUAAUGCCAUUCCCGUCUUCCAGGAGCAAAAUGUUCUUAUAGUGAAAGCUCCUGAAGAAACCAAGUUGGAAGUGCCGACCCCGGGAUUCGACUCCAUUCAAGUUUAUAUAAAAAGCACCAAGGGCCCGAUUGAUGUUUAUUUAUGUGAAAGGGAGGAUCACAUGGCUAAUAAUAUGCCCCACGCUGGAGAAACCUCUACAUCGGAAAGCAAGCGUCCUGAAGAACUGGAUAAAGAAUGAAAUUCUCCAACAGUAACGAGAAGAAUUUCUUAAAAUGAGCACCUGAUAGC
Erinaceus europaeus (western European hedgehog) is the source of this 764-nucleotide messenger RNA. RefSeq names its product transcription factor E2F6-like. The transcript has a single exon. NCBI's taxonomy places the organism in Eukaryota, Metazoa, Chordata, Mammalia, Eulipotyphla, Erinaceidae. Gene Ontology annotation, cellular component: RNA polymerase II transcription regulator complex. The record is from RefSeq and is a predicted model, not a curated record. Gene Ontology annotation, biological process: regulation of transcription by RNA polymerase II. The coding region runs from base 115 to 714 and encodes 199 amino acids. Gene Ontology annotation, molecular function: RNA polymerase II cis-regulatory region sequence-specific DNA binding; protein dimerization activity; DNA-binding transcription factor activity, RNA polymerase II-specific.